This is a messenger RNA of Desarmillaria tabescens, 657 nucleotides long. RefSeq lists its product as uncharacterized. The record is from RefSeq and is a predicted model, not a curated record. Lineage: Eukaryota; Fungi; Basidiomycota; Agaricomycetes; Agaricales; Physalacriaceae. The coding region runs from base 1 to 657 and encodes 218 amino acids. The transcript has 5 exons.
AUGUCCCCUGCUCAGGUAGAGUCUAGGGAAUCGAUAGUCCUGCCGCAAAGUGAUGCUCAAGCGUAUACAUACGAUUGGUCCAGGGACGAGAAAGAGUUCGAAGAAUGUCUUCCAUGUGGCAUAAAUCACUAUACCAGGAAGUACUACAUAGACGAAUGGAUCCCAGCGAAACUCACAGUGCCUGCUAUGCAAACCGAAUUCAAUACAGUUAGACGCAUCUCGCCCCAAACGGGAGAGGGAGAAGUUCUGCUUAAGGGUUGGACAAAGCAUACACAUUCAGAUGGAAAGCCAUAUUUUUAUAACGAUAAAGAUAAAGUAAUCACCGAGGAGUGGUUAUAUGACAGAGAAAUUGCCGAGAAGGUAUCUAGAUACAUCGCCAUACUCAACGACGCCAUUUUGAGGAGGGCCGAAUCGUUUGGUCGCAUCAAAUCCUGGCAUCUAUAUGAAGAAAUCGCAGAAUACGAUGAACCUUCGUGGGUCGGUGAUAACUGCUGUCGCUGCAAAUACUACUUUGCCAAUCAUGAUGAGGAGUCCAUCUUAUGGCUCUCCGGGUGCCGAUUGGAUGAUUAUAUAUGGGAACUCAGGGGUGAAAUAAGCCCGGAUUUCAUUCGCAGAUUAUUACAAAGAGGAUAUUGGUACUUUUCUUCGCAUCUUUGA